Messenger RNA from Galendromus occidentalis (western predatory mite), 2592 nucleotides. RefSeq names its product dynamin-1 shibire (gene shi). Gene Ontology annotation, molecular function: GTP binding; microtubule binding; GTPase activity. Bases 118 to 2592 code for a protein of 824 amino acids. Lineage: Eukaryota; Metazoa; Arthropoda; Arachnida; Mesostigmata; Phytoseiidae. Gene Ontology annotation, biological process: receptor internalization; synaptic vesicle budding from presynaptic endocytic zone membrane. The record is from RefSeq and is a predicted model, not a curated record. The transcript is spliced from 18 exons. Gene Ontology annotation, cellular component: microtubule; cytoplasm; synapse.
AGCAGCAACUAAUCGGAGCGAGCAGAUUUGCCCUUGGCCCCAGGCUCGGACCAUCGCGAGCCAUUUCCAAUCCGAACACUCAAUCGUUUGCCGAGAAGUGCCAGCUCUCAGGCAAACAUGACGAACUGGAAUUCAGGCAUGGAGGGUCUUAUCCCUAUCGUCAAUAGGCUGCAAGAUGCCUUCGCCAGCCUGGGCGUAUCUCUGGCCUUGGAUCUGCCACAAAUCGCUGUGGUAGGAGGUCAAUCUGCUGGAAAAAGCUCCGUCCUGGAAAAUUUCGUCGGGAGGGAUUUCCUCCCGCGAGGAUCUGGCAUCGUCACCCGCAGACCUCUCGUCCUCCAAUUGAUCCAUUCCCCCACCGAGUAUGCGGAAUUCCUUCACUGCCGCGGGAAGAAGUUUGUCAACUUCGACGAGGUGCGCAAGGAAAUCGAGGACGAAACCGACAGGGUCACGGGGGCAAAUAAAAAUAUUUCCCCCGUUCCAAUCAAUCUACGAGUAUAUUCUCCACACGUCCUCAACUUGACCCUUAUCGAUUUGCCGGGUCUUACCAAGGUGCCGGUUGGUGAUCAGCCCGCCGACAUUGAGCACCAGAUUCGGGAAAUGCUUUUCCAAUUCAUCAAAAAAGAAAGCUGUCUCAUUCUGGCCGUCACUUCCGCCACGCAGGACUUGGCUACGUCUGACGCUUUAAAAAUUGCCAAGGAAGUGGAUCCUGACGGUAUCCGCACCAUUGGUGUGAUCACGAAGCUUGAUCUCAUGGACGAUGGAACUGAUGCCCGUGAUAUCCUAGAAAACAAACUACUUCCGCUUCGACGUGGUUACGUCGGAGUCGUGAACAGAAGCCAAAGAGACAUUGAAGGCAAGAAAGAUAUCAAAGUGGCGUUAGAUUCCGAACGGAAAUUCUUCCUUUCUCACCCUUCAUACAGGCACAUGGCCGAUAGAUUGGGCACUCCCUUCUUGCAGCGUGUCUUGAAUCAGCAGUUGACCAACCACAUACGGGACAGUCUCCCGUCUCUUCGUGACAAAUUGCAAAAACAACUUCUCACCCUGGAGAAAGAGGUGGAGGAAUACAAACACUUCCGCCCUGAUGAUCCAUCGAGAAAGACGAAGGCCAUGCUGCAGAUGAUCCAACAACUGCAAACGGACUUCGAACGCAAUAUCGAAGGCAGUAGGUCAGCUGCAAUCAACACAAGCGAAUUGAGCGGAGGAGCCCGAAUUAACCGCUUAUUUCACGAAAGAUUUCCUUUUGAAAUUGUUAAGAUGGAGUUUGACGAGAAGGAGCUACGCAAGGAGAUCGCUUUUGCCAUCCGGAACAUCCACGGCAUUCGUGUCGGUCUUUUCACGCCUGACAUGGCCUUCGAGGCUAUAGUGAAAAGGCAGAUUGCGAAGCUGAAGGAGCCAAGCCUGAAAUGCGUUGAUCUCGUCGUUCAGGAGUUGGGCAAUGUGGUGCGACGAUGUGCGGAGAGAAUGAACCGCUACCCGCGACUCCGAGAGGAAGUCGAAAGGAUAGUUACCUCUCACAUACGCGAGCGGGAGCAGCACACGAAGCACACGAUUUCCUUGCUGGUCGAAAUACAACUGGCAUACAUGAACACCAAUCACGAAGAUUUCAUCGGCUUCACCAACGCUCAGCAGUCGGCCGAUUCGUCCACCCAGAACAAGGGCACAAGGAAACUCGGCAACCAGGUGAUCCGCAAGGGGUACAUGUGCAUCCACAACCUGGGCAUCAUGAAGGGAGGCUCCCGGGAUUACUGGUUCGUGCUGACGUCGGAGUCCCUAUCCUGGUUCAAGGACGAGGAGGAGAAGGAGAAGAAAUACAUGCUGUCCCUCGAUGGUCUGAAGAUCAAGGACAUCGAAGCGGGCUUCAUGAGCAAGAAGAAUACGUUUGCCCUCUUCAACCCAGAUCAGAGGAACGUGUACAAGGACUGCAAACAGCUGGAGCUGUCUUGCGAGAAUCAGGAGGAUGUGGACUCUUGGAAGGCGUCGUUCCUUCGAGCGGGAGUCUAUCCAGAGAGACAGAGCUCGGAAGUGGGCGAAGAGGGAGCUCAGGAGAGCGAAGGCGGAUCGGGAUCCAUGGAUCCCCAACUCGAGAGACAGGUGGAGACGAUCAGGAAUCUGGUCGAUUCCUACAUGAAGAUCAUCACGAAGACCUUCCGCGAUCUGGUCCCGAAGACCAUUAUGCACCUCACCAUCAACAACACCAAGGAUUUCAUCUAUGGGGAGCUCCUUGCGGCUCUGUAUGCGAGCGGAGACCAGUCGCAAAUGAUGGAGGAGUCUCCGGAGGAAGCCCAGAGGAGGGAGGAGAUGCUCCGCAUGUACCACGCAUGCAAGGAGGCACUCCAGAUUAUCGGCGAUGUGUCCAUGGCGACUGUUUAUCAGCCGACACCUCCACCGGUGAAGCAGGACUGGUUGCCAGCGAGCCAGCGGGCGUCGAAAGUAAGGGAUGAUCUUUUGCAGCCGACGGAUGCGCCUACAUCCCCGGGAGGGAAUCGGCGAGUCCUUCCCCCGGCACAGACAAGGCCCCCGCCGAACCCAGGCAACCGGCCCACACCCCCACCAGCCAUUCCGGGCCGACCGAGGCCAGCUGCGCCCUCGUGA